Rotaria sp. Silwood2 is the source of this 4683-nucleotide messenger RNA. The record is from the annotation of a GenBank genome assembly. Lineage: Eukaryota; Metazoa; Rotifera; Eurotatoria; Philodinida; Philodinidae.
AUGAAUCUCAUGGCUAUGGUGAAUACACGUUUGUUAGGUCGAAAUGAUGAUGUUAAUUUAGAUGCAGGACAACUUCCAUUAUUCAUACGAUUCGAAAAUGCUGGUAAUACUUGUUGGUUUAAUAGUAUAUUUCAAAUGUUGUUAGCAUCUGGUCAUAUAAUUGAAAGAAUACGCAAAUUUCAUAUCAUUGAUGAUGAUUUAGUACCGUGUAAAGUUAUGGUUUUAAGUGGAAUAUUAAACGUAUUCAUAUCUAAAUCAAUCAAUUGUCACACUGAUGGAAGAAAGGCUAUUGUAAAUAAAAGUUUUAUUAUUGAUCAGUUUAGAUAUCUGCGUUGGGCUGGCUUUGAUAUUGAAACCUAUAAACAAUUUUGUGUGUUUGAUUUCUUUCAAAUAGCAAUCAUACCGAUGCUGUUAUUCUAUGAUAUUGAUUUUCAAUAUGUAUUAGAUAAAUCUAUGCAAUGUUCUUCCUGUAAAAAAAUAAUUUCAGUUACUCAACAAACAUGGGACUAUUUUCUCGUACAACAAACAGCAAAUGAAGAGACUAUUGAUAAUAUUAUGGCUGAUCUAUUUGGUCCAAUAUUGGAGAUGCAGUUAUGCCUUAACUGUUUAACAAAUGAUCUUCAUCCUACAUUAAUGUCUAUAUUAAAUUGUCCAAAACAUCUUUUUCUUCGAUUUGAUCCAUUCGUGACCAAAUAUCGAAAACGUCCUAAAUUAACAACACAUGUAGAUUUUGCAAAAAAUUUAUCAAAUAAUGUUAUAUGGACUCGUUCAUAUUCACGUUAUACAUUACAAUCAUUUAUUGUGUUCAAUGGUACAGAUGAUAAUGGACAUUAUAUGACAUAUGCUCGAUCCAAACAAGACUGGUAUUGUCUCAAUGAUACAAAUAUUACACUAGUCAAAUCAUCAAGUAUUUUUGAAGAUCAAGCUAAAGAUCAACCGGUUAUGAUGGCUCACUUUACUCGACCAUCUGAACUUGACGUAUUUUCAUCGGCAUUAUGGAACGUUUUCACAAAAUUUUCACCAAUAAAUAUAUCAUUAACACCACAUUUAUCAUUGAAUGAUGCUGCGAAUUAUUUUUCAAAACAUCAUCUCAUUGAAAAUAAUCCACUCAACUUAGUGGUUAUUAAAUUUUUCAAUUGUUCAAGUUGUAAAACAGAAACUUUUACUAUUGCUCGAAUGCAUGAAGUUUGGCAAAUGAAAAAUGAUGCAUCACAUGUUACUCAUAAAAGGAAUUCUUUUAUGUACGAAGAAAUCAAAUGUUCGUCUUGUAAAACAUCAGGAUUGACUAAUUUUGUUUUAUAUGAUAUACCACAAUUUCUUCUAUUGAAAACUGACAGUGCUGGUACAGAUUGUAUAAGUUUAAUUGAUGAUAUAAAUCAAAUUCGUAUCCAACCAUCUGAUACGCAUUUACCAUUCCACUAUCAUGUGCAAGAAGUCUUAAUUGUACUUGAAGAAGAUGAUAUAGUUUAUCUAAGAAAGACUACGAAUGGUUAUUCAUCUUUGAAUAAAACUACUGGCCAAUUUGAAGAAUUGCGUAAUGUAUCAGCAUGUGAAACAGGUCAAGCAUCACUUUGGACAAUAUUCGUUUAUGAAACUGAUGAAAAUGUCUUCUAUCCACCAAUAAUCGAUAAAAUAACUUUCGAUCAAAGUACUUUAGCAGAUGGUAUAGAACCAGAUAUAUGGACUCUCGAUACUGUUCAAGAUCUUUUACCAACAUUUACUGAUAUUUUAAGAGUCGGUUCUAUACAAAUCAAAAAAAAAGAUGAUAUAAAACUAUUGCUCGAUAAUGACGGUGAUAUUAAUGAUUUGAUUAUAGAUGGUCAUUUAUUUAUUACUGCAACUACAGCAACAUUUCACAAACGAGUUCUAGCGAUGGAAACCCAUACAGUAUCUGAAAUAAUUCAGAAGAAAGUAAAACACAUUAAAAAAUCAUGGUUUGAUUACGAUAUUAUUCUCUGUCCGAUCAAUCAAAAACAUCAUUGGUAUCUAGUAAUAAUUGAUCUGGAAAGAAAUUUAAUAAUUCAAUAUGACUCAUUACCUACACAUGAUAUUCCACGGCGACAAAACCUACAACGUCUCAUACAUAUGAUAAACAUUCACAAUUUUUUAAAGAAUGGAAGUGAUAUAGAUUUUCAAACUGGUUGGAAAUUAUCUGAACCAAGUGAAGAUUUCGACUUACAUCAAAACGAUCAACAUUCAUGUGGUGUCUAUCUUUUAACACAAGCUAAAGCAUAUAUUAAUCGGGAACAACAUCAACCUAUUCCACAAGAUGAAAUCACUCUAUAUAGACAUCAAAUAGCGGAAGAUAUACUUCGGAAAGCAGAACCAAUAUCCGAUGAUAGUAUAUCAGACGUAAGUAACAAGUAAUUUCCGCAUAUCAUAUAACUUGAUUUGAAUUCUGUUCAAUAGAUAUCCGACAUAGACAUCCCCAACACUAAACAACGCAUCAAAAAAACAACCACAAAAAACAGCAACAAAAGCAAAACAAAAACAAAAUUGAAUACAAACAGACACUUUUUUUUUAUACAUGAACAAAAUAGAUAAAACGAAGGGAUUCAACAAAAUAAUAAAACCGAACCUCGCACAAUAUACAAUUUUUUCCAUUCCACUCCAAAACAGACACGCAGCUGUGAAAAUCAUCUUUCUUUCUAACGCAUUUAACCACCGAUUGUCCCUCUAUGAGUUACAAAUUCUUAUGGAGAUUAAAUAUCUAAAUUGAGUUAUGUCUUCUUUCUCUUUUUUAGAUCGAAUCUAAACUCCUGAAAAUCGACCGUACACACUAAGAUAAAAUGUGUCGCAUGUGUCGUACUUUGCGACACAAUGUACGACACAUAAAUAUGCGACACGAGGAGCUCGUUGCGACACAUUUCUUCCAGCGGACGUACGACACAUUCUUGUGCGACACAUGCGACACAUUUUUAACACGUGGUUCGAAUUCAUUUUUCGGCACGAGAAUUAUUUUUUUUUAAUUCAAAUAGUUGCUAUUUUUUCAGUUAAUUUCAAAUAAUAGCACCUAUUCUUGGUUUUCAAGAAGGUAGAUCUUAAGAUCUAGCUGUCUCGAGACCAUUUGAUCUCGAUCAGACUACUUCGAGGCAGUCCAUUCUCGAUCAUCUAGCGACCUCUCGGCAUGUUGUCGAAUAAUAAAUGGUCCAAAAAUCGUCUAGAAAAAAAAAGACAUAGGAAAAUGUAUAAGUCAAGGAUGUCCAAUAGGCUCGGUUAUAUGCAGCGGCACUCGCGAAAGAAAACGGUGAAUGAACGAUUGAUAUAUAGGCUAUGACACAUCUAUACUGCGACACAUUUUUGUACGACACAUUUUUAUAAUGGAGUCUGCGACACAUUCUUGUACGACACAUAUAUACGACACAUUUUAUUUUAGUGUGUAAUCUGUGGACUGAGUACACUAAGCUGUACCUAACCUGGUUUCCUCCUUUGAUAGAGUGUUCGAAAACCGAUUCACUCCAAGGUGAACAGAUCUUCUUGUAGGGAAUUUAUUUCUCUAUCGAAUGAUGUAUUCUGUCUCUCCCAGCAAUCGAGAUUGAGUCCGUCGUAAUGCGGCACAAUAUGUGAAGUGACGAUGUGACUCAUAUGAGUCGGAUCCUUUUUUCCACUCAAGCCCCUGUUGAAAAUCGAUUCUCUCAGUGUCGAACAGAUCAUCUUGUAGAGAAUUUAAUUCUCUAUCGAAUGAUGUAUUCUGUCUCUCCCGGCAAUGGAAAUUGAGCUCACAGGGGUCGAUCUAAGUGUCAGAAUUGACUAUCAUUUAGAUGUGUGAGUUCUUUUUUUCGACUAUGUAUGAGUAUUUUGCACGGGUAUACGGGUUUUCCGGUUUCCUUUUUUUUUUAUUCGGUUGCUAAGGAAAUUUGUGCUGGUAUAUUAUGGAUCGUUAGUGGUAAAGUAUGGACGGAUUUUGAUUGGUCGGCUUGGAGAUCGAUUUUGAUUGGUGUUCGUGCUAGCUUCACAUCGAUUGUAGAGAAGAUGUGCUAUUAUAACUUUAUAUUGUAACAAUAUCGUUUUUUUGAAAAGAAAGAGAUUCAACUUGUGUUCAAAUAUCCAUCAUAUAUAUGGAAGUUCGAAACGAUUUCAUAGUUAGUGUUUUACAAAUAAGGUUUCUGACAGAAAUAUAUUUCUAAACUUAUUUUCAUCUAAAUAUCAACAUACAUAAUUCAUUAUCUUCGUUAUAUCCAUAUGAAAAAUAAAAAUGUAAAAACUUGUAUCAAAAGUCGCUCAUUCAUUCACUAACAUAAAUUUACAAUAAUCUUGUCGUCGAUUUUUAAUAUUGAUCUAAACAUUUCAUUGCGACGAUUUCGAAUAUGUUCUUCAUAGUAAAACAUGUCAAUUUCCAAUUGAGAAUCAAUCUUAAUUAUGAUCUAUCUUGUCGAAAUCUUGACAUCAAUCGAUCUGUUUUCAUAAUGGUCGUAUAUAUUGAAAUAAAAAAGUAUUGAAUUUCAUUUACUUUAUUUUAUUCUAAUAAUAAGCAUUCGAUUUCUGAUUUAAUCGAUAGUCAAAAAUAUAGUAUAUAUGAACAAAAAACACAAGAAAAAAAAAAGCUGAAUUUGAAUUAAAGUAUACAUUAAUUAUAAACAUGGAAUUUUAAUAUAAAAUUGUAAUGAGCAACAAGAAAAAAUUUUAAUAUCUAAAUCAAAAAUUGAUUUAGUAGAUUUUAUAUUUAUUAUUCAAUAGCGCCAC